Calliphora vicina (urban bluebottle blowfly) is the source of this 2952-nucleotide messenger RNA. RefSeq names its product brummer (gene bmm). Lineage: Eukaryota; Metazoa; Arthropoda; Insecta; Diptera; Calliphoridae. The record is from RefSeq and is a predicted model, not a curated record. Gene Ontology annotation, cellular component: membrane; lipid droplet; cytoplasm. Gene Ontology annotation, biological process: lipid homeostasis; triglyceride catabolic process. The coding region runs from base 576 to 2432 and encodes 618 amino acids. Gene Ontology annotation, molecular function: triacylglycerol lipase activity. The transcript has 7 exons.
AAGCAGCUCAUCCACACAUAAAAGUGAAAUUUAAUGAAACUGAUUACAAUAAAAAAAUAAACAGCUUGUUAGUGAUUUCAUUUCUAUUAAAACAAUUUAUUUGCAAAAUUAUUAAAACUAAUUAUUUUUGACGCAACUGAAAAGGUUGAGAGAAUAAUUAAAAAUACUGUAUAUAAAGUAUUUAUCGGAAAUAGUUAUUGCUAUAAACAAUACAAGUGAAAAUUAGUGGACAAACACGCUCAAUUUAAAAAAAUUGCAAAAAUUAAAGCCAUAUAUUUUCAUUGUAAACGUCAUUAUCUAUUUACUAAACAAUUGCAUUAAACGAAUGCCAACGAAAAAACAAAAAAUAAACUGCUGGCAAUAAAACGAAGAAAGAAAAUACACCAACAACAAACGAGGCGCGCUAAGAGAACAAUAAACAGAAAAGUAUUUUUGGUUUUCUGUUUUAUUUUAUUAACAUUUUCAGAAAGUGAUUUUUACAGUGGAAAGAAGAAAUAGAAAAACUAAAUUUGUUGUCUUUUAUCCAACAUCUAUUCGGUUUUUAUUAUUUAAUUGAAUUUACUGAUUUCCGUAUUAUGAAUCUAUCAUUUGCUGGAUGUGGAUUUUUGGGGAUUUAUCAUGUUGGUGUGGCUGUUUGUUUUAAAAAGUAUGCCCCACAUUUGCUUUUAGAAAAGAUAGCAGGUGCAUCGGCUGGAGCUUUAGCAGCAUGUUGUCUUUUGUGCGAUUUGCCCUUGGGUAGCAUGACAUCUGAUUUUUUCCGUGUUGUUAACGAAGCUCGUCGUCAUUCCUUGGGUCCUUUUAGUCCAUCCUUCAACAUUCAAACUUGUCUUUUUGAAGGUCUACAGAAACAUUUACCUGAGGAUGCCCAUAAACGAGUCAGUGGUCGCUUGCACAUAUCUAUGACCCGUGUAUAUGAUGGAAAGAAUGUCAUUAUAUCAGACUUUAAUUCGCGAGAUGAGGUUUUGCAAGCAUUACUCUGUGCUUGUUUUAUACCUGGCUUCUCUGGUAUUCUACCACCACGCUUUCGGGGCGUCCGAUACAUGGAUGGUGCCUUUUCGGACAAUCUACCAAUUUUAGAUGAAAAUACCAUAACUGUAUCGCCUUUCUGCGGAGAAAGUGAUAUAUGUCCACGCGAUCAAAGUUCACAGUUGUUCCACCUAAAUUGGGCCAAUACUAGCAUUGAGAUUUCAAGACAAAAUAUUAAUCGAUUUGUGCGUAUUCUCUUUCCGCCAAGGCCAGAAUUUUUAUCGAAAUUCUGUCAACAAGGUUUCGAUGAUGCACUACAAUUUUUGACUCGUAACAAUUUAAUAAAUUGUCGCCGCUGUGUGGCUGUCCAGUCAACAUUUGUUGUUUCGGAAACUGUAACCCAACCUCAGGAUUUCGAUCCGGAAUGUAGAGAAUGUAAAAAGCAUAGAAAGGAUGCAUUGACUUCCAAUAUGCCGCAAACUGUGUUGGAUGUUAUACAAGACUAUAUAGAACAGGCUAAUAAAGGUCUGGCAAAUUGGAUAUUCAAACAUCGUGGCAUUAAGUUGUUAUCAUUGCCUGCUACAGUACCCAUGGAUUUCUUUUUAGCAACAGUAUCCAAACUUAGCUCACUCACACCAAAACUUACUAAGCAAAUGCGGCAGAUGGUUGAAGAAUUUAUAUAUCAAUUAAAUAAUACUCUGCAAGUGCGUAUAUUUAAUAAGUUUACGAUCUGUGAUCCACCUCAUUUUGAUACGACUGGUUUGUUACAUUCAAAGAGAUUAUAUGGCCCUAGAGUUUCUAUAUUAGUAGAUGAAUGUGGUGCUGCACCUUUAGAAGAUGAUGUUGAUCAUUUUGAACAUGUUUUGAAGGUUACAACCCACAACGAUGCAUUGUAUGCUUAUUAUUACACUGAUGAUAACACGAAUAAAGUAAAAGUUACCGAAAUAUUUGAUAUGACGGAAAAUAUGGCACUUGCCACCGAUUUGAAACAAUACGAAGGUUCUGUUGAAGAUCAUCCAAAUCCUCACCAACAUCAUCACAACACUGUGGUUAGCGAAUGGAACGGCGUUGAAUCGGAUUUCUUUAUCGACCAGCAAUCAUUGGAUUCCAAAGGAGUUGGUGGCGAGAAUGAAAUACAAAAUCAAUUACUAAUAAUACCAAAUUCCCCCCUAAUGACCUCAACAGCAGCAUACAAUACAUAUCAAGUAAAGUCGGAUUCUUCAUCAAUAGCAAUAGAAGAUGAUAAUUUUGCAGAAGCUGUCGAAGAGUCUUGUGUUUUUAGUGAUCCCGAAGUAGACCAUCCUUAUUAUGAAGAAGAUGAAGCCACAUACUCAUCCACAGUAGCUCAGCGACACAAUAGAUAUACACCUCAUUCUCAUGUACAUUUAAAAUUAAUCUCCACACAACAGGAGCCUUUGGUAUCCCCUCAUUCUAUAACAGAUGACCUUUGUAUAGAUAUUGAAUGAAUUAACUGAAAUUGUACAUUUCUAAGACUACGCUCUCACCCACUGUCUCUAUUUUCAAUUCCUUCGUUUAUAUUAUAAGUUUUCCAACGUCAAGUACUGAUUAUUUUUUAUAUUCUAUAUUACCUAAAUUAUUUAUAUUUAUAAAAAAUUAAGAAACCGUGUGAAGUAUAAACGCACAGUCGAUAAGAAGCGCUGAAGUCGAAGGUAAAAGCCAAGCUGAAAUGCCUUUAAAAAUUUAUUAACUUAAGGAAUACUAAUAGAUGAUAGAGAUUAGAAUAUUUCGAAAUAACUUUGUGUUUUUGAUAUUUCCAUCAUUAUUUUGUUAUUAAUCAUAAUGAAAAAUGUAUAAACAAUUAUUAUAUACCAUAUUAUUUUUUAUUUAUAAAUUAGUAUGCAAUGUAUGUACCUUUCAAUACGAUUUUAGUUUUAAGAAAAAAAAAAUAAGAGAAAGAAAAUCUGUAACGAACGAACGUCCUGUAAACAAACAUAAAAUAAAUUCAUUAUAUAUAUAAAAUAACAA